Lodderomyces margitis is the source of this 357-nucleotide messenger RNA. RefSeq names its product prefolding complex chaperone subunit. The coding region runs from base 1 to 357 and encodes 118 amino acids. NCBI's taxonomy places the organism in Eukaryota, Fungi, Ascomycota, Pichiomycetes, Serinales, Debaryomycetaceae. Gene Ontology annotation, cellular component: prefoldin complex. The record is from RefSeq and is a predicted model, not a curated record. The transcript has a single exon. Gene Ontology annotation, biological process: protein folding.
AUGAAUCAAGAAGCCCUACAAAAAGUCCUCAUUGAGAUGGACAAUCAACUAAAUAAGUCCAGAGCAGAAUUAUCAAUGGUGAACUUGCAGUUGGAUCGUGUGCAUACAAAUCUAAAUGUUAUCAAAUCCACUAACUCAAGGCUAAAUGCAUUAAACAGCCCCGAUGAAACGGUAUGGCAAGGAGUGGGAAAAGCUUUUAUAGCGGAAAAAACAGGAGCAUACCUUGAACAGUUAUCAGAAGACGGUAAAUCGUACAAGGAUACGGAAAAGAAUCUAAAAAUUAAGCAAGAUUAUCUACAAACUACGCUCGAAAAGACUGUUGAUAGCAUGACAAAAAUCGUUGGUGAAAAAAAAUAA